AUGGAUCUCGAUCCUCCACAAAGCAGUGACAACAUGUUGCCAGAACCAGAACCAGCUGAACUAGAUAUCGACCUUUCUCAGUUAGAGGAUAUAGAUGCACGUCGACAGCAAACCGUAUCGAAAGCUCUCUAUGCGCGAAGCGUUUUGGCUCUACGGAACAAUGUCCCUACGACUUCCCUCCCCAACGAUACGGCAGCACGUCCCUCGGUUCCUGCACCGUCAAUAAUUCGCACAGCACCUGCUCCUUUCGACAAUCAGCUUUUUGUGAGCCAGCCGGCGGACAAUACCCUUGGUGAUGAUAAGAUUGGGCAACUUCAGCAAUUUGUAGCUUCUCAGAAUGGGAAUGUGAGCGAAAGCAAUUGUCUCGCAGCCAUACCCCAGGAGCAAGAACAGGUAUCAACUGAAACUUUGAGUGGUGCGACGGCCGUUGAGAAUCUGAUGAAUCUGGAUGAGCCACAACCUGUGGUGGCCUCAUCGUCGGAAUCCUCUGGAGCCCCUGACGCCCCUGCUAUUACAGGGAUCCAGGGAUCGGUUGACGAAAAUGUCGCGUCUGAAUGGCCUGAGGUCCAGGACGAAGAUUCUACAGGGUUUGAUAUUAUCCAGUCAUGGUACAAUACCCUUGAAAAUCCGAGCCUCGAGGAAACAGUCCAGUACGAAAAAGCAAAGCAGAAAGAGUCUCGGCGCCUGGAGAGGAUUGCCAGCCGGAAGGCUCUGGAACAACGCCAGGCAGAACAGACCCCUGAGACUUUUCUAGAUUUCUCUGAUGAUGAGCUGCUCGACUCGUCGGUUGGACCAUUACCCGAAGACACUGGUAAGCGCUCAGAUAUGGCAUCUGCAAAUCGACCUUCAAAAGGCCCACGAAAGCAGAAGAAUAGGGUCUCUGCUGCAGAAAGACGCAGAAGUAUGCAGUUAGGUCUCGAAAUUGCCUUAGGACGUGUUUCAAGGAAGAAAGGUCCCGGGAAAAAGAGCUCUCGAAAGCGAAAGGUAGAUGACAGCAAUGGGGAUGUUCCAGCCAACAGGAACAGAAGCAAGAACAAUUUGAAAGAUACGGAAUUUGAUCUAGACGCAUUUCUCAAUCCCGAUGUUAUCGCAGACGCUCAAGCAAACGCUGGGCUUCCAGCAAUUCCAAUAUCUAAUUCCAAAAACAAGGAAACUGCACUCACCGAACUUGUCGCUAGCAUCCCUUCUGCCGAUCAGCAACAGGCAAAGUCCGACAAGCAGGCAAUCCUCGACGCAACCACAAAGUUCAGGAACAAAGCAAGAUCUGAUGGUAAGGGCGGAUGGAGGAUCAAGGGCAUGAAGACUAGUCUCUUCCAUCAUCAGCUUCUCGGCGUAGCAUUCAUGCGGGAUCGGGAGGAUUCGAGCAGUCCACCCUUUGGGGGUUUUCUUUGCGACGUUAUGGGUUAUGGCAAAACCAUCCAGGCUUUAGCCAAUAUUGUCGAUGGAAGAUGCAUUGACCCAGACGAUCCCGUUAAAACGACAUUGAUAGUCGUUCCACCUCAUCUCGUCAAGCACUGGGAGGACCAAGUCGUCAAGCACUGCGAGAAGGACGCCGUUGGUGAGGUUAUUACAUACUGUGCUCAGAACAGACUGCGUACCCUCGACGUUAUUCAAGGUCUGCAGAAGUACAGUGUCAUAAUUACGACUUAUGACGAGGUCAGGCGCUCGUAUCCACGGCUGGAGCGCAAAGGUGAGGUUGUCGAUGAAAAUAUGAUUAUUGAGAUGUGGAAGGAACUCUAUACCAAAGAAGUUGGGCCAUUACAUCAAAUCAAGUUCUUGAGGAUCAUCCUUGACGAGGGGCAUUCGAUCAAGAACCAUCUUGCCUCUACGUCAAUCGCUGUCCGUGCACUCACUGGCCAUCACAAAUGGAUUUUGAGUGGGACGCCAGUGCCUAACUUCAUUACUGAGUUCUAUCCGCACUUCGAUUUCCUGGAGUAUCCGGACACGAAUGAUUACAGUCAGUUCGUGAAACGCUAUUGCGAGGACGACGAAGCCCGACGGCGCCUUCGAAAUCUAUGUCGAACAUAUCUCCUCCGUCGGACGCAUUCUGAUCGGCUCUUCUCAUUGCCCAUCAUCAAAUUACCUGAUAUCGACAGGUCAGUCAUCAAGGUAGAUUUCUGUGAAGUAGAAAGAAGAAUUUACAAUGAGGUGCUUGAGCUGUUCAUUUCAAAUAUCAAUGGUCUCAGCGAUGACACGAAUCCGCGUCUGGCCCAGUGUCGAAGCUUUCUCACUAUGAUGAUGAAAUUAAGAAUGAUCUCUAAUCAUUUGCUCACGACUCAAGAUCUCGUCAAGGCGCUAUUGACCCCGUCACUUUUGAGAGAUCUUGUUGAGGUUGCGAGAGAAACAAGAGAUCCUGACCAUCAUUCAAACCAGAUAACAAAAUGGUUUGUCACUCUGAAGAAAGGUGUCUCUCUGUCUGCCGCACAUCCAGAUCACGAAGAUCCGAGCCAGUCAAGGAGUGAACUUAACGGAGACAGAGAAGAGCUUGUCAAGCAAUUUCACAAGUUUACUACAGAGCUUCACGAGAACGGGCAAUGGGUUGAGCGGUUGAGAAGGACCAGCUGCGCAAAAUGCGAGUUAACUCCAAUAGGCCCAAUCAUCACCAGCUGCAUGCAUCUGUAUUGCGAAGAAUGCUAUUUUGUUCUCAAAAAUAGUCUCAAUUCUGCAGAUGGGAAGCCAAUAUGUCAAAUAUGCAACAACCCUAUCGCGGAGGCUGCAUAUUGCGGCACUGCCGAACCUAUUGUACUCGAUGAGCCGUCGGUCCCUUCUAGUUCGACUCAGAACAACACCAGAAGGACCAAACCAUCUUCUCAGAAAAAAUCAAGCAGAUUGUUUGGCACUGGGAUGUUCGCAACCCCCGCACAACGACGAUCACGGUUAAGGCAAACGCGUGAUGAACAGCAGAAUGAAGACGAGGAGAUAGAUUGGAUUUUAGCCAGUCAAGGGGAAAUGCCUGGUGCAAAGGUUGCUAAGGUGCGGGAGCUGGUCGCUAAGUGGAUUCGAGAAGAUCGAGACGCCAAAGUUGUUGUUUUCACGCAAUUCCUUGACUUUGUUCGGAUUUUUUCCAUCAUAUGUUCCAAGGAAAAGUGGACUCACUGUUGUUUGACAGGAAAGAUGUCAAUCGGCACUCGCGACCUGAGUAUGAAGGACUUCAGGGAGAAGCCAGAAGUGAAAGUGAUGAUUGCAAGUCUCAUGGCCGGUGGUACAGGGCUCGAUAUGUCCAUGGCAAACAAAUGUAUCCUUGUGGAUCUCUGGUGGAAUGAAGCCAUGGAGCAGCAGGCAUUCUGUCGACUGUACAGAAUAGGGCAAGAGAAAGAGGUGGAGAUUGUCAAAGUCAUCGUCCAGAACACUAUUGACGACUAUAUCCUCCAGCUACAAACGAAGAAGUCGGCGAACAUCAACAGCACUAUUGGUGAAGAAGCAUUGCAGAAACGAGACACGAUACUUGACCUUCUUGAAAUGUUCGCAGAAUUCGAGGUGCAAGAGAACGGUGGUAUCAGAGUCCAGGUGCCCGGCAAGGGGAAACAAGCCGACAAAGGCAACAGAGGCAACAAAGGCAACAGAGGCAACAAAGGCAACCAGCAAGGCACUGCGAAACGAUACAAGGGCAAAGACCGCGAUACAGGCUAUACAGGCAUUGGCUUUUCAACUUAG
Messenger RNA from Aspergillus udagawae, 3654 nucleotides. RefSeq names its product putative SNF2 family helicase. Bases 1 to 3654 code for a protein of 1217 amino acids. The transcript has 13 exons. The record is from RefSeq and is a predicted model, not a curated record. NCBI's taxonomy places the organism in Eukaryota, Fungi, Ascomycota, Eurotiomycetes, Eurotiales, Aspergillaceae. Gene Ontology annotation, molecular function: ATP-dependent chromatin remodeler activity; ATP binding.